Messenger RNA from Leucoraja erinaceus (little skate), 861 nucleotides. It is a transcript of the gene lzic, whose product is annotated as leucine zipper and CTNNBIP1 domain containing. NCBI's taxonomy places the organism in Eukaryota, Metazoa, Chordata, Chondrichthyes, Rajiformes, Rajidae. Gene Ontology annotation, molecular function: beta-catenin binding. The coding region runs from base 56 to 628 and encodes 190 amino acids. The transcript has 7 exons. The record is from RefSeq and is a predicted model, not a curated record.
UGGGCCGGAAGUCGGUCCGCCGGAGGGUGGGUCCCCCAGGGCGGAGAGGAUAAAGAUGGCUUCACGAGGGAAGAGUGAAACCAGCAAACUGAAGCAGAACUUAGAGGAGCAGCUUGACAGACUAAUGCAGCAGUUACAAGAUCUCGACGAGUGCAGGGAGGAACUUGAGCUUGAAGAGUAUGAAGAAACAAAGCAGGAAACAUUGGAACAGCUGAGUGAAUUCAACGAGUCUCUGAAGAAAAUCAUGUCUGGAGAUAUGACAUUAGUUGAUGAACUCAGUGGAAUGCAACUUGCAAUCCAGGCAGCUAUCAGUCAGGCCUUUAAAACCCCCGAGGUUAUCCGAAUGUUUGCGAAGAAACAGCCGGGGCAGCUGCGUACUCGACUGGCAGAGAUGGACCGAGACGUAAUAGUUGGAAAACUGCCCCGGGAUGUCUACAUGCAGCAGAAAGUUGAGAUCCUCACGGCUCUGAGGAAGCUGGAAGAAAAGCUGACUCCAGAUGAAGAAGCCUUCCUCCUGACAAAUGCCAGCACUGCACUCAGCCAUUUUGAGAAAGUCUCUGGAGGUCUCGGAACUGGAGAUAAAGUCCUUGCCCUUGCCAGUUCGGGAGUAGAGAUCACGAAGAAAUGAGGAGGGAUUUGUAUUCUAGUUUUUUAGAGAAUUGUCUGUUUGUUUGUAUUUUAAUGUCCUGUUUCACCUUUGAAUGAUCCGGAGCAAAGUGUAAAGUUGAAACACAACCUGUAUAUACAUGAUGUUUUGUACGCCCAGCCUUUCCAAAUAUUUUCUGUAUGUAUUCCGUUUAAGACACUAAGAGUAGCAUCAUGAAUGUAUCUCCUUUAUAAAAUAAAAUCCAAAUCUUCGUG